AGUUUUGAUAUAAGCCAAGCCCUCGUGCUUCGUUCUCACAGUCUUCAACCGGCAAUCGAGCGAAAUACAUCGCAGCGACUCCCAAGCGAAUUCUCUCCACGAGGCAGAAAGACAGUUUUUGUUACUUUAUUUCCUGAAUCUUCUAAUUCUAAACGAAGAUGCCUGAAGAAGUUAAAAUGGAAACCGAGGCCGAAACCUUCGCCUUCCAGGCUGAGAUUGCUCAGCUCAUGAGCUUGAUCAUCAGCACCUUCUACUCGAACAAGGAAAUCUUCUUGCGAGAGUUGAUCUCCAACUCUUCAGAUGCCCUAGACAAGAUCCGUUAUGAAUCCCUUAUUGAUCCAUCCAAAUUGGACAGUGGGAAGGAACUUGAGAUUAGGAUCAUUCCAAACAAAAAUGAUCGUACUCUCACCCUCAUUGACACUGGUAAUGGUAUGACCAAGGCUGAUUUGGUUAACAACUUGGGUACCAUUGCCAAGUCUGGAACUAAAGCAUUCAUGGAAGCUCUCCAAGCUGGUGCCGAUAUCUCCAUGAUUGGUCAGUUUGGUGUGGGUUUCUACUCUGCUUACUUGGUUGCAGACAAGGUCACAGUUCAUUCCAAGCACAAUGAUGAUGAGCAGUAUGUCUGGGAGUCCUCUGCUGGUGGUUCUUUCAGCAUCAAACCUGACCAUGGAGAACCCAUGGGAAGAGGCACAAAGAUUGUCUUGCACUUGAAGGAAGACCAGAUGGACUAUUUGGAGAAGAAAGUCAAGGAAGUCGUGAAGAAACAUCAAUUCAUUGGCUGCCCAAUUAAGCUUUUGGUCGAGAAGGAGCGCGACAAGGAAGUCAGCGACGAUGAGGCUGAGGAGGAGGAGAAGAAGGACGAGAACGAAGAGGAGAAACCCAAAGGAGAGGAUGUUGGCGAGGAUGAGGAAGCCGACAAGAAAGCUACCGACAAGAAAAAGAAAAAGACCAUUAAGGAGAAGUACUCUGUCGAUGAAGAACUCAACAAAACCAAGCCCAUCUGGACUCGUAAUCCCGAUGACAUCAGCCAAGAUGAAUACGGAGAGUUCUACAAAUCGUUGACCAACGACUGGGAAGACCACCUUGCCGUCAAGCAUUUCUCCAUUGAGGGUCAGCUCGAGUUCCGUGCCCUUCUUUUCGUUCCUCGCCGUGCCCCCUUCGAUCUGUUUGAGAACCGCAAGCAGAAGAACCACAUCAAGCUGUACGUCCGCCGUGUCUUCAUCAUGGACAACUGCGAGGAACUCAUUCCCGAGUACCUCAACUUCAUGAAGGGAGUCGUCGAUUCUGAGGAUCUUCCUCUCAACAUUUCCCGUGAAAUGCUCCAACAAAACAAGAUUCUUAAGGUCAUCCGUAAGAACUUGGUCAAGAAAUGCAUGGAACUGUUUGAGGAGCUCGCCGAGGACAAGGAGAACUUCAAGAAAUUCUACGAACAAUUCAGCAAGAACUUGAAGUUGGGAGUACAUGAAGAUUCUACCAACCGCAAGAAGAUUGCCGAUCUCAUCCGCUACCACACAUCGGCCUCCGGCGAUGAGCAGGUUUCCUUCAAGGAAUACGUUUCACGCAUGAAGGAGAACCAGAAGCACAUCUACUACAUCACUGGUGAGAACAAGGAUCAAGUCAGCAACUCGGCUUUCGUUGAGCGUGUCAAGAAGCGCGGAUUCGAGGUCAUCUACAUGACUGAGCCCAUCGAUGAGUACGUCGUCCAGCAGCUGAAGGAAUAUGACGGCAAGCAGCUCGUCUCCGUCACUAAGGAAGGUUUGGAGCUACCCGAAGAUGAUGCCGAAGUCAAGAAACGCGAGAGCGACAAGGCCAAGUACGAGGGACUCUGCAAGAUCAUGAAGGAUAUCUUGGACAAGAAGGUUGAAAAGGUCGUCGUCUCCAACCGCUUGGUCGAGUCUCCCUGCUGUAUCGUCACCUCUCAGUACGGCUGGACCGCCAACAUGGAACGUAUCAUGAAGGCUCAGGCUCUGAGGGAUACUUCCACUAUGGGUUACAUGGCAGCCAAGAAGCAUUUGGAAAUCAACCCCGAUCAUCCCAUUGUCGAAUCGCUUCGCGUCAAGGCUGAGGCUGAUAAGAACGACAAAGCCGUCAAGGACUUGGUCAUGCUUCUCUUCGAGACCUCUCUCUUGUCAUCUGGUUUCUCCCUGGAGGAGCCCGCCGUCCAUGCUUCUCGCAUCUACAGAAUGAUCAAACUCGGCUUGGGUAUCGAUGAAGAUGAUGUGCCCGCUGCCGGUGAGGAAGUCAAGGCUGAAGAGGAGAUGCCGCCCUUGGAGAACGACGAAGAAGAUGCUUCCCGUAUGGAAGAGGUCGAUUAAAUACGUGUGAUCAAGUUUUAACCCAUCAACAAGUUUCUCUCAGCCACGGUUCAUAAUUCAGCAUCAUCUUGCGAACUGGAAUGAGGGCGUUCAUCUGUAAAACUAGUCUUAUUGUCUAAUAUUACGGCUUCAUUUCAUUACGUUGUCCACUCAUUCCUGGUAUUGUAUAACUACGUGCUAAGUAUUGGAACUUCAAUACAAAUAAUCGCGGUUUGCUAUGAAA
Molecule: messenger RNA, 2538 nt
Organism: Daphnia carinata
Lineage: Eukaryota; Metazoa; Arthropoda; Branchiopoda; Diplostraca; Daphniidae
Gene: Hsp83
Product: heat shock protein 83-like
Biological process (GO): protein folding; protein stabilization; cellular response to heat
Cellular component (GO): perinuclear region of cytoplasm; cytosol; protein-containing complex
Molecular function (GO): ATP-dependent protein folding chaperone; disordered domain specific binding; ATP binding
Source: RefSeq, a predicted model, not a curated record